Fusarium coffeatum is the source of this 5808-nucleotide messenger RNA. RefSeq lists its product as uncharacterized. The record is from RefSeq and is a predicted model, not a curated record. Gene Ontology annotation, molecular function: 1-phosphatidylinositol 4-kinase activity. The coding region runs from base 1 to 5808 and encodes 1935 amino acids. Gene Ontology annotation, cellular component: plasma membrane; cytoplasm. NCBI's taxonomy places the organism in Eukaryota, Fungi, Ascomycota, Sordariomycetes, Hypocreales, Nectriaceae. Gene Ontology annotation, biological process: phosphatidylinositol-mediated signaling; phosphatidylinositol phosphate biosynthetic process. The transcript has 4 exons.
AUGACAGGCGACAUUCGCUCCAAGGCCCUUCAGAAGAUAGCUUCGCUAUCCGCGACUAGCUCCACGACAUCCUUUGACCGAUCCGAUCUCGACCGAUUAUGUAGAGCCUGUCACGCUGGUGCGAAGAGCAAGGACUAUGUCAAUGGAAGUCAGAAUAGAGGUUCUUUGGGUCGGGUGCCUAUGUCCAUCCGCGAAUUCGAGGUCCUAAUCGCAUUGUGUAAAACGGCACCCAAGAUCAAGUCGAGCCAGAGCGCGCAGAGGCUCUCCUACCAACUGUUUCCGUACAUCCUCGAAGCACACAUCCAAGUGUUCGUCCCGUCGCCCUUCUUUCGAAAGAUCGAUCCAUCCCCUACCGAAGCUUUGGCCUUUCAUGUAACAGGGGCUCUUCUGGCACUUGGCAUCAACUACGAUGAGCUCCAAGAAAACGUUAUUGAUAAAAUCUGGUCUUUUGUGAACUCAUGUAGACGAGCCACGGAGAGCAUCAUCUCCCCCCAAGCGGGAGACCCCGAGAACCCACACCUAGAAGACGCUGUUCGAACUGUAACAAUCGCCGUGGCUUUGCUUGGAUUUCUCGAUGCAGCUGCGGCACAAGCUGAUUUCUGGAGAGCUGGUGGUCGACUGGCGUUGGUCAAGAAGAUUAGAGAGCUUCUUUCUGAGCCAUUCCUUAUUGCAGUUGAAACCGCACUUUCCACCAUUCGCAACUGCCAUAGCCAGGACCGUGAGGUGAAGGAAUGGAAGAGAUAUCUGCGCCACUAUGCCUCAUCUGGCCGACCCCUGGGAGCUAUGCUCUUGCACAAGAGUUUCGCCCAGCUUGUUGUUUCUAGUACUUCUCUGAUGGUGAAGGGCCCUGUUUCUUUGCGAGAGUCUCAUGUGCUUGAUAUCUACAUUUCGCAGGGCGAGAGUUUGCGCAGUGUUGCUUCAUCUGCUCGAGAGGCGGAUUUUAAGACUAUUGAGGACUAUGCGGCUUUGGCGGUUGAGGAGAUUCAGUACAUCGAAGGUGGCGCGGACUUCAUUCGCAUGGGAUCGCCUGAUCAGCAGAGUCUCGCGUACGCUGUCAAGGCUGCAGCUCUUAUCUCCUACUUGAAUUGUGCUCUGCUCAACGAAGAUGCCGCCGAUUCGGAGAUUCUCAUGAACUGGUUGCAGGAAACCUUGGAUGACUCUGUCCAGAUGGCUGAUCCAACUCUUGCCUCUGUGACGCUCCGAUGUUUGGCCUUGAUCUGCCAGAUUUCGCCAUCCUUUUCGUCCAAUGUCAGCCGCAUCUUGCCCAGAUUCAUUGUCCAGGACGCGCCUCAAAAGAACAUUGUCACUAUCGCUUCCAGCAGCCUGGCAUAUGCUCUGAAAAUGCUUUCCAAAGAUGCUGUCAUCGGUACGCUCUACACAUUGGGUAACGUUCUCAGUCCCGGAUCAGACCAGGGAUUUGUGAACGACCAGAUCGAUGGGGCUUCGAGUGAAACUGGAUUGAAUCCCAUAUACACCAGACGCCAGUCCAUCGGAAGCUCCAUCUCCCUUCAGCUGCAUGAUGAGGAGGAGACUGCAAUCGUCUCAGGCAAUGUUGUGCAGACCAUUUGCGAAAUUUCUGCCGCGUUCAAGGACGAGAAGAUCACUGCCUUGGCUCAAUCGAUGCUUCAGCAGAAGCUUGAAAAGGUCAACACAGGCGUUGAUGCUCGAAUCAUUAGUGGAGCCGCCGCCCUGGCUCUUGAGGGUGGCCAGCUUGAGUUCCGUUCACUACUGAAGUUGUUCAGCAAAUUAUGCCAUACCGGAGUUGUCGAUAACCAAUUGUUUCUACUUGAAGCCGUGAGAAAUGCUCGCACCUUCAUAUCUGCCAACUUGCGACGCGAUUCCCAGCUGUUCAACAUCUACUUUGAGCACUUGCUUGACAACAUCAUCGGACUUGGCGAUGUUCAUUCUUCUGGACAUACUAAAGAAUCUGAUGUGCAAAUGGCCGCCAAGGAAAUUGCUGAGCUCCUACCACCCCUGGCAACUUUCAUGUCCAGCAACGAUUUUGCUUCCAAUCCCAUCACUGAUGACGAAACUUAUUCUCUACUUCGAGAUGCUUGGUUUAAUAUCGUUGUCCAUGGCUUUGCCACCAAUACGGAUCGUGGAAAGCAGUACUUGAGAGAGUUGCGGUUGAUUGCGAUUCACUCUCCACCCCUGGUGGCCGAGCAGCGAGGUGAACAGGUCGAAAGUGACAUUGAACUCAAUACCGUUCUACGACGGGGCAUGAGCAAUGACAGGGAAUCUAUGCAGAAGAAGCUCCUUAGCGACCUCGUACCCUCGAAGGCUAAUGAAAUCAAGAGUCUCAGCUAUCGCAAGGUGAUAUUCCUGCAGGCUGCUUAUCUCAUGGAAGUUCUUCGAGCCGACUCGGGUGAUUGCACCAAGGUUUUAUCUUACUUCCUGGAGCCGAGCAUGGCCAGGGGUGAUGUUAGCAGCGCUAUGGAAGGUGUUGCUGCUGCUGUAAUGGAUAAAUAUAUCCAGAAGACUCAAACUGGCGUGGAUCCCACCUUUUCUGCCCAGUACGCCGCCGAACAAUUGGCGGCCAUCUUCUGCAGCUGCUGCCAUCGCAUUGAGCGAGUUCAACAGGCUGCUUUUGUCUGCGCAGACCGUAUUCUUCGCGACAUCCCCUCGGCCCUUUGUCAUCGGUCAUCACUCUUUGCCUUGAUCGAGCUACUCUCUCUAAUGUGGACUAGCUGCUUGGAAGCAGAGACAGAUGUUUACGCUCCCCGAUCAACAUUCACAUCGGAGCUUGGUGGUGUGACUGUACAACUUUCAGACGAUUACGACUUCCGAAGACAGACGGUAGACACUCUCAACCGUAAGGCGAGGGUAUGGGUGAAUACCGCUAUCAACAUUUCUCCUCUCGAUGUAAAGGGUAUUUUGCAGACCUACCUCUCUGAAUUCAGUGAUGAGGGAGCGUACGGUCAUGUGUCUCUGGGAAGAUCAUUCGCUCUCGAGCUCGGAUCAAUCAUUCCGUUAACAGACAACCGUCUGCAAUCUAUGGAUAAAAUUGGCAACUCAAGUGUCAACACAGCAUCUGCCUUUGUUGCGCAGUACACAACUCGUCAAGAGUAUCGGUAUGGCGAGACGCUUCCUGAUCGUGGUACAGAGCUUAUGAGCUUCAUGAGUCACAACCGCCGCAUGUCAUUUGCGCAGUCAUCCGUGAAGGAGAGUGCUAGUGCCACUACUGCGCUGGCUCAUAUUGAGGCUAGGAUUCUUAGCAAGAAAAGCACAUCCACUACCGAGGUCCGGGAUAUCCUCCGCAGAGCAGCAGCUCUUCUUUGCCGCACGGACAAGGAUGAAGCCGCUGUUGCUCACCAUCUCGUGAGCAUUCCGUUUGCUCUUUUCACUAAGCAGUCUAUGAAUCUUGGUGUCUCUCUGUGGCUUGGAGUUAUAAAUGAGAACCCCAGACAGGAGUCGAGGCUUCUGAACGAGAUUGUUCAGCAGUGGGAGUUCACUCUUGGCCGAAAGGUCGGCCUUUUCAGUCCGACUUUGAACCAUAUUGAUCCAUUCUUCCUGAAGGAAGAGUUCGCCCCCAGCGAGUUGGAAGCUUUGGCCAAGAAGAAGCAGAUUGUGCACGACAUCCUCUCGCCCCAUACUCGAUUGCUGCAGUUCUUCGCCAGCCACUACAACGCUACUAGGCUUGGUAGCCCCGACAUUCAGAGAGUAUUCCUCCGAAUGCUGGACCUUACGCUCGAGGCCAUGAAGCAAUCUGCAACUCAUCCAAUGGCCCGCGAGAUCCGAUUCCAGAUUAUUCUGUUCGCUCUGCGUGUCCUACGAUCCAGCACUACUCUAAAACCUGUAGCACAGUGGAGACUCAAGGAGCGAAUCCUUACGGCUGGUCUGUCUUGGUUCAAGUCUUCGCCCAAGUGGUCUUUUGGAAGCAACCUGCUACAGAUGAAGACUGAGAUUCGUCUUAUCUCCGACGUCCUUGCCGCCUUACAGCUCGUCUCCCCCAUUGGGGCUCAGACUGUUGGCAACGUUAAGUCUCUACAGUCUAAGGAGCAACUUCUCGACCUUCUUCUCCGGAAUGAACAAACUCGUUUGAUUGUCUGGGUCAAUCCACUCAACACUCCUGGCAAUCAGGCGUUGGCGCCACCAGCAGGCAAGACACCAACUGAAGCCGCCCUUCUACCACUUAUACGCACAGCUUGGUGGCAAGAUCCCGCCAUUGCAAUUGAAUUGGCGACCCGGUUCCCUUUCCCUCGCCUGCAGCGUGACAUCAGAUUCCUGCUUCUUACCAUGCCUGAAAAGGCUAUCUUUAGCCCCGAGGCCCUGAGCUUAAUUUUUGGAGGAGCCCUUCCUGACGACGUUGGUGCUCAGCAGCUCAAGUAUCUGUUGUAUUGGGAGCCUGUAAACCCUGUGACUUCUGUAACCAUGUUCCUGCCAGCCUACCAGUAUCAUCCUUUCAUCAUCCAAUACGCCAUGCGUUCCUUGGAGAGUCAUUCUGUGGACGUGACCUUCUUCUACGUCCCCCAAAUUGUUCAAUCUCUCCGCUAUGACAGCCUUGGAUACGUCAAACGAUAUAUUCUGGAAACAGCCCAAUUCUCUCAACUGUUCGCUCAUCAGAUUAUCUGGAACAUGAAGGCCAACUCGUACAAGGACGAUGAUGCACAGAUCCCGGAUGAGAUCAAACCUACUCUUGAUACGGUUAUGACCCAGAUGGUUGACGAAUUUGCGACAGAGGACCGCGACUUCUACGAAAGAGAGUUCGCCUUCUUUGACGAAGUCACAGACAUUUCUGGUAAGCUCAAGCCUUAUAUCAAGAAGAGCAAGCCAGAGAAGAAGCAAAAGAUUGAAGAAGAGCUGCGCAAAAUCAAGGUCGAAGUCGGUGUCUAUCUCCCUAGUAACCCUGAUGGCGUUGUCAUUGGCAUUGAUCGCAAGUCUGGAAAGCCCCUGCAGAGUCACGCAAAGGCGCCAUACAUGGCCACGUUCCGUAUCCAAAAGAACAAGGGCGGCGUGUCUGAGGUGGACGAGAUGAUGGAUGAGAAAGAUGGAGGAGAGCAUGGAACUCCUGAGAAGACGAUCGAGGUCUGGCAGUCGGCCAUUUUCAAGGUCGGAGAUGACUGUCGACAGGAUGUGUUGGCGUUGCAGAUGAUUGCUGCAUUCCGAGGAAUCUUCCACGAUGUCGGACUUGACGUCUACGUCUUUCCUUACCGAGUCACCGCCACAGCUCCUGGUUGUGGUGUUAUCGACGUACUCCCCAACUCGAUCUCGCGAGAUAUGCUUGGCCGUGAAGCUGUCAACGGUCUGUACGACUACUUCAUCUCCAAGUACGGAAACGAGAACUCUCUUCGUUUCCAACGUGCCCGCAGCAACUUUGUCAAAUCGAUGGCUGCAUACUCAGUCAUUUCCUACCUGCUGCAAUUCAAGGAUCGACACAACGGUAACAUCAUGAUCGACGACGCUGGCCACAUCCUGCACAUCGAUUUUGGUUUCUGUUUCGAUAUCGCUCCUGGAGGCAUCAAGUUUGAGCGUGCUCCUUUCAAACUCACAACUGAAAUGGUGGCUGUCAUGGGCGGCUCAAUGGAGCAUCAGAGCUUCAAGGCGUUCGAAGAACUCUGUGUAAAGGCUUUCCUCGCUAGUCGUCAGUACUGCGAAAAGCUUAGCCAGAUCGUCUGGCUCAUGAUGGAUAGUGGUCUCCCUUGCUUCAAGCCUGAGAGUGUCAAGCACUUCCGCGAACGUUUUGUUCUAGACAAGAGCGAGCGUGAUGCCGCCAACUUCAUGAAGCAUCUUAUCAAGACUAGUUACUCGAGCCACAGCACAGGUAUCUAUGAUCAGUUCCAAUUGCUGACAAACGGCAUUCCUUAUUAG